AAAGGGAACCUUUCUCUCAUGGCAUGCUGCAGGAGGACCAGGGAGUUUACCAGAGCAAAGUCCGGGAUAUGAUCCACGAUAAUCAGUAUCGUCUGAUUGUUAGCAUCAAUGAGCUGAGGAGGAAGAACGAGAAGAGAGCCAACCGGCUCCUGAGUAGUGCCUUCGAGGAGCUGGUUGCCUUUCAGCGUGCCCUGAAGGACUUUGUCGCGUCCAUCGAUGCCACGUACGCUAAGCAAUAUGAGGAAUUCUACAUCGGGCUGGAGGGCAGCUUUGGCUCCAAGCAUGUGACUCCCCGGACACUGACAUCCUGUCUUUUGGGCUGCAUGGUCUGUGUGGAGGGCAUUGUAACAAAAUGCUCUCUGGUACGUCCGAAGAUCGUCCGCAGUGUCCAUUACUGCCCUGCUACCAAGAAGACCAUUGAACGCCGAUAUACGGACCUGACGAGUCUUGAUGCUUUUCCAUCCAGCUCUGUCUACCCCACUAAGGAUGAAGAAAACAAUCCCCUGGAAACAGAGUUUGGCCUCUCGGUCUACAAGGACCAUCAAACCAUCACCAUCCAGGAGAUGCCUGAGAAAGCCCCGGCUGGGCAGCUUCCUCGCUCUGUGGAUAUUGUUCUGGAUGAUGACCUGGUGGACAGAGUGAAGCCUGGGGAUCGAAUCCAGGUCAUUGGGACGUACCGCUGUCUGCCUGGGAAGAAGGGGGGCUACACAUCGGGGACGUUCAGAACCAUUAUGAUCGCCUGCCAUGUGAAGCAGAUGAGCAAAGAAGUUCGGCCUCUCUAUUCUGCCACUGAUGUGGCCAAGAUCAAGAGAUUUAGCAAAAGUCGCUCAAAGGAUAUCUUUGACCAGCUCUCGAGGUCUCUGGCCCCCAGUAUCCACGGGCAUGAGUAUAUCAAGAAGGCGAUUCUCUGCAUGCUGCUCGGAGGGGUUGAGAAGAUCCUGGAGAAUGGGAGCCGCAUCCGAGGAGACAUCAACAUCCUGCUGAUAGGAGACCCUUCAGUUGCCAAAUCUCAGCUGCUGCGUUAUGUGCUCUCCACGGCUCCCCGGGCCAUCCCUACCACCGGCAGGGGCUCCUCCGGGGUUGGUCUCACUGCUGCAGUCACCACAGACCAAGAAACAGGUGAACGCCGCUUGGAAGCAGGUGCCAUGGUUCUGGCUGACCGGGGUGUGGUCUGCAUUGAUGAGUUUGACAAGAUGUCCGACAUCGACCGCACGGCCAUCCAUGAGGUGAUGGAGCAGGGCCGCGUGACCAUUGCCAAGGCAGGCAUCCACGCCAGGCUCAACGCCCGCUGCAGCGUGCUGGCUGCUGCCAAUCCCGUCUAUGGCAGGUAUGAUCAGUACAAAACUCCCAUGGAGAACAUCGGCCUUCAAGACUCCUUGCUAUCCCGAUUCGAUUUGCUCUUCAUCGUCUUGGAUCAGAUGGACCCAGAGCAGGACAGGGAGAUCUCAGACCAUGUCCUGCGAAUGCACCGGUACCGAGGACCGGGCGAGCAGGAUGGGGACGCCAUGCCCCUGGGCAGCGCGAUAGAAAUCCUGGCUACAGAUGAUCCUAAUGUGAUGCAGGAGGAGGAGCAGGAGCUACAAGUGUAUGAGAAACACGACAACCUUCUGCAUGGCCCCAAGAGGCACAAAGAGAAGAUAGUUAGCAUGGAGUUCAUGAGAAAAUACAUCCACGUGGCCAAGAUCAUCAAGCCAGUGUUGACCCAAGAGUCAGCAAAUUACAUAGCGGAGGAGUACUCCCGCCUCCGCAGCCAAGAUCAGAUGAGCUCCGACAUUGCCAGGACAUCCCCUGUCACAGCCCGUACUCUGGAGACGCUGAUCAGACUUUCCACGGCCCACGCAAAGGCGAGGAUGAACAAAACAAUUGACUUACAGGAUGCAGAAGCUGCUGUAGAGCUGGUGCAUUUUGCCUACUUCAAAAAGGUGCUGGAAAAGAAGAAGAAACGCAAGAAGCAGGCAGACGGUGAUACAGAGACUGAAGAGGAAGAGGAAUCCGAGGGUGUGGAGAGAAGGAAAAAGAGGAGGAAGAAGGCACGCCCUGGGGAUCAGGAAGCCAAGGAAGGGGAAUCCUAUGACCCCUAUGACUUCAGUGACACGGAAGAGGAAAUGCCUGAAGUCCAGGCACAUACCCCCAAAACCCCUGAACCUGCAGUGACUGGAGAGAGCAAGAAGAUGGAACUGGCAGACACCAGGCUGAAAGCAUUCAAGGCUGGCCUCCUGGAGGUGUUCAGAGCUGCCCAUGCACAGUCUGUGGGUCUGAAGAGCCUGAUGGAAUCCAUCAACCGCGACAGAUCGGAGCCCUUCUCCUCAGACGAAGUCAAGGUGGCAUUGGAGCGCAUGCAGGACGACAACCAGAUCAUGAUGUCCGAUGAGAUUAUCUUCUUAAUUUGAGAUUCGGGUUUGGGAGAGUUCUCUUGAAUUUAAAUUGAAAGCUCUUCUGCUAUGGGUCCGCAGACCUAUCCUGAACGCUUUACUUAACAGAACUGAACUGUGUGCCUCUUGAAGCCCAAGCUGGAAUUGCUGAACUCUGUAGCUGUAGCUCUGUCCUGUCUCAUGGAGCUUAGGAAGGAAUAAAGAAGCUGGUUUCUAAAGGCCUGGGGAUCCGAAGUCUGUUUUGGUUAGCUUGAUUCCCAAAACCAUUGGAACGUUUUUGUUGGAGUAGCAAAAAGCCUUUGGGUAUAAAUUACUUUGUCCUUUAGGUCAGUGUCAGCUGUAUGCCGCCUAUAAAGAGCUUCAUUCAGGGCACAAUAGUUGAGGUUGAUUGGGUAUAUUUAGGUCCAUGAGGAGUGCUCGGGAUGCAAAUUCUUGCCCCAUACUUUCAUGUAGCACAGAUUUCUCAUUCUGAUGUGUUCCUUUUAAAUACUCCUUCUGUUUUUAAAUGUCUGCCUAAAGUGUAAAGUUUCCUUUUUACAGUGGCAGUGCACAAAUUCACGAUUUGCUGGUGACCGUUUAAUAAAUUCUCUCACUUCUUUUAGAUGGGCUAAUAACUUGCACUUAGUCAGGAAAGUGACUGUGAAAACGGCAUUGGCUUGCAUAAUCUCUAGUGCUUGGAGACCUGCAUCUCUAAGAUGCUCCUUUUAAGAGUCAAGCUAAUUUGUUCUUUCCCCUGAAUAUUUACACUGCAAACUCAAACCUCUACAGAGAUCAGGUCUGCCAAUGGGAUGGGAUGAGAAGGGGGCAAAAGAGGACAGCUGCCCAUCCCAAGAGAUUGAGGGGUCUGGGGCUCACAAUCAGAGCCCCAGGUCCUUUAAAUCAUCACCAGUGUGCUGUGCCAUGCUCCGAUUGGUGCAGGGAGGGCUGGCUGCCUAAGGCCCUGCCCCUUCUGGGAGUGUGCAGCUCUCCCCACUCUUGUACAGGGUCCACAGAAGCUGUCUGCCUUCAUGGCUGAGAUGGAGCAUUUUCAACAAUGAUUCUGCAAUUGACUCUUAGUUGACAUCCAGGAAUAGGCAGGUCAGACUUGGCCAAAUGUGAUAUAAAGGAUCUUCCUGCUGUUCAAUAUUAGACUCAGGUGAGAGAAGCCAGGGAGGUGAGAAACUCAAAGCCCUAUCUGCAAUUCCAAAGUUAGAUUGGGAGCUAGAGGAUUGGAAGGCCUCGGAAAUGCUGAGUUGGUAACAUGUUUCCGUUCCAGGGUUCUACACCUCAAGGAAUGUAAGGCUGCAGGGUUUCUAAGGGAUACAUUUAGUCCCGGAUCUCUGUCCAGAGUUCGCACCCUCCUCAGUGACAAUUGUCCCUGUAGAAUGAGUAGAACAAGAUGUGUGAUAAGUUGAAAACCGUGUCUAAUGGAGAGACAAAGUAAAGCUUCCUUGAUGUGGCUGAGGUGUUCUUGAGCAUAGAUCCCAUUCAUUUUCAGAGGGUUUAAGCAUUGUUCCAUUGAUUUAAUGGGACUUGCAUACUUUACCCAAAGACUCCACCAAGCACUGUCAGCUCAAUUAGUGCCCAUCCCUAUCGCUGCUGUCCAGAGGCAAGCAGACAAGAAUGCUAACUCCCUUUGGGCCAGUGAUUUGUAAAAUUGAACAUUUGGGAUUCUGGAAUAUGUGGUGUAAUAAGCUUGUAUACAAAACAAUCCUCUAUUCAUAGAAGGCUCCAAACCUAGGAGACUAGUGUUAUGUUUCAGAUGACUUUUGUGUACAAGGGAGCCAGUCCUGAGUAACUUUCUCAUGGUAUCAGUGUUUGCCUCACAGUGUUGGUGCAAGGUUGAUCAGAAUUCUACUAGUGACUCUCUGUAAAGGGGGUCUGAGCAGCAGUGGCUGUGGAAAGUGGUCCUUGCUGUUUCAUGCUAUGUAUAAUAAAUGCUGCUUUUUGCUUUGGGUAA
Messenger RNA from Pelodiscus sinensis (Chinese soft-shelled turtle), 4311 nucleotides. Lineage: Eukaryota; Metazoa; Chordata; Testudines; Trionychidae. The record is from RefSeq and is a predicted model, not a curated record.